GGGGUCUCUGGAGGAGAGGAUACCGUUGAUUGUUGAUACCGUUGCCAUGGGGACUGGACCGGAAGCCAGCGUGACGUACUCAGAGAGCGCCGGAAGCUGUAGGGAGAAGCGUGCGGCUCGGCCCCGGCGCCCUGUGCGCGUGUGUGUGUGUGAGAGAGAGAGAGAGAGAGAAGAGCCGUCUCCAGCCCCGCGAGCCCUUCAACUCCAGCCCCAGGCCUCUAGAGCCGGGCCAGGCCAGAGCGGCCAGCAUGGCGAGCAGCGCCAUGCAGUUCAAAAGCAACUACGCUGUCUCUGGCAAGAUUGAACCUUUUUACAAAGGAGGCAAAGUACAGAUCAAUAAAGAUGGAAAGUACAUGUUCUGCAGUUUUGGGACAAAGAUUAAUGUCUUGGAUCUUGGAACAGGAAAAAUCACCCAGAGCAUUGAGCAGGAAGAUCAAGAAGACAUCACCUGCUUCAGCAUCAGCCCCGAUGAUGAGAUGUUGGUGACGGGCAGUCGGGCUUUGCUGCUGAAGCAAUGGAACUGGAGAGAGAACGUGUGCACUCGCACCUGGAAAGCCAUUCACUCGGCCCCCAUGGCCAGCAUGACGUUCGAUUCCACCUCAACUCUAUUGGCCACAGGAGGUUGUGACAGCACCAUCAAAAUCUGGGAUGUUAUCAAGCAGUACUGCACCCACAACCUGAAGGGAUCCUCUGGUGUUGUCAAUCUGGUUGAAUUCCACCCCGACAUGUCACGGCUUCAGCUUUUCUCCUCGUCCAUGGACUGUAAGAUUCGACUCUGGAAUCUGAGCACCAGUAAGUGUAUUACGGUGCUGGAUGCUCACUACAGUGCUGUGACCUCACUGGCAUUCACAUCAGACGGAAAUACAAUGAUCAGCUCGGGCCGUGAUAAGAUCUGCACCGUGUGGGAUUUAACUACCUACAAGUCACAGAAGACUGUUCCUGUAUAUGAGACUGUAGAAGCAGUAGUUUUGCUGCCAGCAGAUGGAGAUUUCUCUGCCUUGGGGGUGAAGGGUAAAGAUCAUCAUUUUAUCACUGCCGGCAAUAAAGGGAUCCUUCGAGUCUGGGAAGCUCGCUCGGGAAGAUGUGUUUAUUCCCAGUCCAGAGCCGGGAGACCCAAGAAGAAAAGUGACGAAGAUACAGACACUCGAGCCUUGACCCAAUGUGUGCUGGUCCCAGCCACAAACCACGUCGCCACAGUCACCGCCGAACACAACAUCCUCUUCCAUGACCUCCACACUCUGACCCUCCACCAGCAGUUUGUAGGUUACAAUGAUGAGGUGUUGGAUGUGAAGUUCCUGGGAGCUGCUGACACACACAUUGUGGUGGCCACUAACAGCCCACAGCUCAAGGUGUUUGAGCUUGCCACGUUAAACUGCCAGAUCCUUUACGGGCACACAGACACUGUAUUAGCCCUGGAUGUGUUUCAUAAAGGCACCAUGUUUGCUAGUUGUUCUAAGGACAAAACCAUUCGAGUCUGGAGGAUGAGUAAGGGGACUGGAGCAGUGAUCUGCAUGGCACAGGGUCAAGGUCAUGCCAAUGGGGUUGGCAUCAUAUCCUGUUCACGGUUGAAAGCCAGGUUUGUGGUCAGUGGGAGCCAGGACUGUACCAUUAAGCUGUGGAACCUCCCAGACACCGUCAGUGCCAAGGGGGGCGAGCAAAUCGCAGAACCCCAGGUCCUCCACGCUCACCUGACUGAGAAGGCACACGAUAAAGAUGUAAACAGUAUCGUGGUGUCUCCCAACAAUAAACUGAUCGCCACCGGCUCUCAGGACAGAAUGGCCAAGCUGUUCUCAGCCUCUGACCUUGCCCUCUUGGGUGUGUUUCGGGGGCACAAGCGCGGAAUCUGGGCCGUCCAGUUCUCCCCCAUGGACCAGGUCCUCGCCACCUCCUCCGCAGACGGCACCAUCAGACUCUGGGGGCUCAAAGACUUCGGGUGCUUAAAGACCUUCGAAGGCCACGAUGCCUCCGUCUUGAAAAUAAUUUUCGUCAGCCACGGAACUCAGCUCCUGUCAAGCGGGUCUGAUGGUCUCCUGAAGCUGUGGACCAUCAAAACCAAUGAGUGUGUGAAGACAUUAGACGCCCAUGAAGGCAAGGUGUGGGGCCUCCACAGUAACAAGGGGGACGAUCUGGUGGUCACUGGCUCGGCAGAUUCGUCUAUCAUCUUCUGGAAGGACGUGACAGAGACGGAGCUCGCUGAGGCACAGGCCAUACAGGAAGAGCAGAUUCUGAAGCAACAAGAAUUGUCAAACAUGUUGCACGAGAAUAAUUAUCUAAAGGCUUUGGGAUUGGCAAUCUCAUUAGAUCAGCCGCACACUGUUCUUCGGGUGAUUAGAGCUAUUCUUGGAGAAUCUAAUGACGGAGAGAGGCUGGAAGCAACGAUCCUCAAACUGAGACCAGACCAGAAAGAGGCUGUAUUGAAGUUCACCACAGUGUGGAACACAAACUCUCGAAACUGUCACGAGGCCCAGACUGUCAUCCAGAUCCUGUUAAAGCACGAGACUCCGGAGCAGCUACUUCAGUUCGGAGGCAUCAAGGCUGCAGUUGAGGGCCUCCUCCCUUAUACAGAUCGACACUUUCAAAGGAUCAGCAGGUUGCUGCAGACCUCCAUGUUUCUGGACUAUAUGUGGGAGAACAUGAGACUGGCCGGCAAAUUCAGUGGUCCUGAUCCACAAGAUGAGGCAAUGGAGGUUGAAGUGUCGGGCAAAUCGCUUGCAGCGUCUGACAGAGCGCGAGACGAAGCCCCCCACACUGUGCUGCCCCGCGAUGACCUGCUGGGAAACCAGGAGGCAGAUUCUGCCACUGAUCCCCAGGAGAGCGAGGACAGCGACCGGGAUGUGAGCGCGGCCAACAAAGGAAAGCAGGAGGGGCGGCUUGCGUCGGGGUCGCGCCGAGCCCAGAGAGGACACUUCAAAGAAAAUCUGGAGCCUCCCACGAGGAAUGACAAGGAAUCGGAGGAAGAGGGAAUAUUAGGGGGGUCAACUGGAAACGUUGUCGCCGCAAGCAAAGUAAUAACGAGGAGAGUCAGCGCCAGGCUGAAAAACCAAAAGCUGAGGAGCUGAGUAUCAGUCAGCCUUGGCUCACUUCUUGUGAAGUGUAAUUAUCCCAUUGUUCGUUUGCAGUUGAAAUAAAUUCCUUCAGGUUUCGCUGCUCCGCUCCUUAAGGUCAUCUGAGGUCAGUCAUCCUUUGGGAACCCCCUGAUGUCCCUCGUUCCGGACCACAGACAGUGGAGGUGUAAGGAAUUGGAGGAUUUUUAAAAUUUCUUAUUUUUUGUAAAGUGCCUACAAAACCGUUUUCCCCGUUGUUGUCAAAUUGCAAUAUUUUUCUUCUGUAUUCUCUGCCACAUAAAAUACCGUUACUUCA
Molecule: messenger RNA, 3360 nt
Organism: Callorhinchus milii (elephant shark)
Lineage: Eukaryota; Metazoa; Chordata; Chondrichthyes; Chimaeriformes; Callorhinchidae
Gene: tbl3
Product: transducin beta like 3
Exons: 23
Coding region: 249-3059 (936 amino acids)
Biological process (GO): endonucleolytic cleavage in 5'-ETS of tricistronic rRNA transcript (SSU-rRNA, 5.8S rRNA, LSU-rRNA); endonucleolytic cleavage to generate mature 5'-end of SSU-rRNA from (SSU-rRNA, 5.8S rRNA, LSU-rRNA)
Cellular component (GO): nucleolus; small-subunit processome; 90S preribosome
Molecular function (GO): protein binding; U3 snoRNA binding
Source: RefSeq, a predicted model, not a curated record